AUGACGGAAAUUGUCCAAGCUUUGAGGCGAGGAAACUUAUCUUCUGUUGAUCACGGAGCGGCGGCGUCCCAGAUGCGGGCCAUCUCGAUAUGGCUUGAAGAGAAAGCGCAGGCGCUCCCAGCUACAUCUAUCGCCAGCCUCUACUCUGUUUUCUCUCGAAUGCUGAUCUCCGGACUAGAUGGACAGACAGGCAACGAUACACAAAGAAAGCAAGAUCACACUUCUUACGAGAUUCCAGACAGUUUCAUGACCGACUGGUCACGGGCCGUUGACGGCGCCUCUCUGAACCCAGAGGAUUGGCUCGAUAUGGGGUUUCUAGUCAACGAAGACUCGUUUGUUGACCUCGAGAAUGUAGACAUCACCGACCACAACGAUAAUGCUGCUUUCCAGUUCCCAUGA
Molecule: messenger RNA, 399 nt
Organism: Colletotrichum fioriniae
Lineage: Eukaryota; Fungi; Ascomycota; Sordariomycetes; Glomerellales; Glomerellaceae
Source: RefSeq, a predicted model, not a curated record